Molecule: messenger RNA, 4112 nt
Organism: Pseudophryne corroboree (corroboree frog)
Lineage: Eukaryota; Metazoa; Chordata; Amphibia; Anura; Myobatrachidae
Gene: ARHGAP11A
Product: Rho GTPase activating protein 11A
Exons: 12
Coding region: 660-3584 (974 amino acids)
Biological process (GO): signal transduction
Source: RefSeq, a predicted model, not a curated record
GAAACUGAACGCUAUGUUACCUUCGUGCUAGGGACCUCCUCACCACGAAGAGAAACUAGACGCUACCGUCACACAACGGCUCCCGUGCCGGACGUGUCACCGCUUACCUCACACCCAGCGCCGCCCCUCGCCCUUCGCUUUGGUUUUAUUAUAUUAGUUUAGCUCAGGCGCAGCGCGGGCAGCCCCGUUCCCAUAGCAGCCAGGGGCCUGAUGUUUGAAUCCUCUGCUGGCCAAUGAGACUGUAGUUGGGGAGAGCGGGAGGGAAAGAGAGAGACUGUGAGGAAACGGACGGGACAGGACGAGAGAGAGAGAGAGAGAGAGAGAGAGAAGGGGUCGGGAUAAGCCCGGGGACGGAGGAGAUGUGGGGUAGAUGGGAAAGCAAGUGAAGUGCGGGAGUAGGACGUGAAGUGCGGGACUAGGCGCAGGUCUGAGGGAACUGGUGGUGCUGGUCACAUGACGGUGGCUGGCAGGGUGAGUGGGGUAGAGGACACGGAGUGUGUAAGUGAUUAGUGGGGGCUGUGGAACGUGACAUAGGGCCGGGGUCAGUUGGUGAUGGGCGCAGGGAGGCGGGUGAGGUGAGUAACGGUACGAGCAGGAGGUAGGUGGCAUCUGCCCAUGCAGCGAGACUAGACGGAGUGUCAGGCACCGGUAGCGUCAGCAUGAAGCCGGCCCCGGACUAUGCCAGCCUGGCCAGGCUCACUGUCAUCCAGCAUCUGCGCUCACAUGGAAUCAAGAUCAAACACUGGAACAGCAAGCAGCGGUCUGAGCCUGGCAAAGGAGCACUGCUGCCCAGCACUGGCAAAAUCUUUGGAGCCCCUAUUUAUUCCCUGCCACAGUUAUGUGUUCCAGAGUAUGGGAAUAUUCCAAUGUUCCUUGUAGAAGUCUGUAAUUAUUUGGAGACCCAUGCCCAGACUGAAGGGCUUUUCAGGAAGUCUGGAUCUGUUGUACGACAGAAGCUGCUGAAGUCUAAACUUGAUAAAGGAGAUAACAGCCUAUCCAAUGCUCCUCCUUGUGAUGUUGCUGGCAUUCUCAAGCAGUUUUUCAGAGAAUUACCAGAGCCUAUACUGCCCGCAGAUCUUCAGGAUGCUCUGUACAAGGCCCAAAAUUUGAGCAGUGAUGAGGAAAGGACUUCUGCCACCAUGCUCAUCUCCUGCCUAAUCCCAGCCCAGACAGUACUCAUCCUACGAUACUUUUUCCGGUUUCUGCAUUCUGUAUCUAUGAGAUCUGAUGCAAACAAAAUGGACAGUAGUAACUUGGCUGUGAUCUUUGCUCCUAACCUUCUACAAUCGGACGACAGUGAGAAGAUCUCUGCCAGCACAGAAAAGAAGCUGCGUGUCCAGGCAACGAUUGUGAAAACUCUAAUAGAUCAAGCAGCCGAUAUUGGAUGUGUGCCUGACUUCCUCCUUGAGAGAAUUCCAGGCAUGUUGGGAGUAGAUGUGGGUGCUGAUACCCCUGGUCCUGAGGAAAGUGAUCUAAACUCUUCUGGAGAGAGGAAGAGACGGAGAAGGAAAAGUGUUGGAGAUUUUGUUAGUGAAGCAUUGAAUAAACUUAAAACUAAUAGAACACCUUCCUCUACACCCCAGCCAGACAGGACUGUUUUUAGUUCUAUGGUGACACCAUUAAUUCUUACUCCAAGCACCAAAAGAAAGCUCCCUUUGGAUUCUGUGCAGGGAAUUUCUAAUAAGAAGAGGAAAUCCAUUAAACAAAACCUGACUUUUGAACUUUUGCCGAGCAGCCUGUUUGGUGGUGGAUCCACACCAGCCUCUGCUAAGACGGAAGGGAGACCUUGUGUUUCUCUUGAAACAUCCGAAUCCUCUUUCUCACCAUCGGUCAGCAGUGCCAAAUACCUCUCUAGCUCUGGUAACCUGAGACGCAGCAAGAGGUGUGAAAACCGGAAGGUGCAUAGAGUGGAGUCUGGUAAAACAGGCUGCUUCUCUCCUAAAAUAAGUCGUAAAGAAAUGGUGCGCCGGUCGCUUCGUCUUAGAUUCAGCUUGGGAAAAAGUAGCAAAGACGUGAAUACGGGAUUUACUUCCAACAUUCGCUCUCAAAAUAUUGGCUGGAGAUUAGCAAACUCACAAGAAUUAACAGCUCCUGAAACAAAGUUGUCAGCGCUUUCUUCCUCCAUUCAGAGCCCAUGUGUAAGUGCAGGCUCAAAGAAAAUAAGCAAAUCUGAAGACAAUCUCCUAACUCCGCAACAUUCGGAUGAAUUAAGUCAUCGUAUGUCCUGGACUGGACCUCAUCCCCUAAGUGAGGCAUGUGAUGGUGGAACACCUUUAGCUGCAUAUCUCUAUGCUACAAACUGCUACUCUGAGCCUGCUCUUGUAGCUGGAAAACCCCCCGCCAUGCCAAAAACGCUGAUGUUGCUCCCUGUAGAGUGCCAAGAUGAUCAGAAGAAGAUUGAAGACUCCCUUUGUGAAGAAGAAAACACUGAAGCUCAGAUCACAGUACGGAGAAUCACAACAGCGUUUUCAGAAUCAGGAAGUGACCUUCAUGUGGUGGUUGGAUGUGCAAAGUCUCCAGAAGAGGACUGUUCUGAUCUUUUUAUUUCUGAGGCUCAAAAAUGCCCGGAAAUCCAGGCCAGUAGUUUAGCUAAUGACCUUGAUGGUGUUGUAGAUGACGGUACAUCUAGAGGAGAGUUCUACACACAAGGAUAUAUUGUAAAUAAAGAGGAGAACAGCACUGCAGGCUCCCCAGAUAAUCGCUUGGAAUUUAUUCCACAUGUCGCACACCCUCAGCCUGUAUUAAAGAUUGAGGAAGAAAACGACUCUUCAGACACCACAGUAUCUGCACGCCACAGGCAGGAAUGUAACAUGGAAGUGCUUACAUGCAAAACUGGUCACUUGUCAAAGGCCAUCUGUCCUGCUGGAGAAGCAGCUGACCUACCUGCCAUGUCAGAACCUGCGUUGCAGAAAAUGGUCUUGCCAAUGUCCAACAAAGGGUCUACCGUACAGAGCUGUCAGGAUUCUAUACCAACGGCCGUGCCAGUUCGCAGAGCUACUAGGGUUUCUGACCACAUACAGCACUUUAAUAAGCUCUGCUUAAGUGACCGAAGUGCUGUCCAAAAUAAGUCACCCAUCAAAUUUCAGCGUACACCUGUGCGCCAGUCUGUUCGUCGCAUCAAUUCGCUUUCAGGGAUGAGAAGAGAAGUGGAAAAUAUGCACUCUGCUGGAUUGCCAAUGGUGAAAUCUGUUAGUUGUGAUGAAUUUCCAUCCCCAGCAAUGCCUCUGACUAAUGUCAGUCAGGCAUCUUUAUCUACCAGUAGUCGGGUAACCUCAGCAUCCCGUGAUCAGUUACCUGCGCGUCCCUUGCUAGGAUCAAAUUCCAGGGUUGCGAAUCAGUAUUUCAGAAAACCCCAGAGUGCUCUAGCUUGCACUUCACUACCAAUAAAGUCUGUGUUUGAAGACCUAACAAAUAGGGAAAUUUCCAAAGCAACAUUCACAAAAUCUGAUCUCUCUGCAAUCACACCGAAUAAUGCAAGGCGCCAUAUUCUGUCUGUCAGGGAGCCUGUUCGUUAUAAAGGGUCACCAAAGAACCCAAUAGCAAAGGUAACAUUACUGCCAGCUACCAAGCCUUUAGAAUUGUGAGGGAUGGUCAGCUAUUGACAUAGCUUGUUCUCUUUUUUUGGACUUUGCGUUUUAAUUCUACUGCUGGUUAAAGCGGAUUUGGUUUACAAGAAUGUUACCUUGCAAGUCAGACCACCUAACAAAUGCUGUACUCUAUAGCUCAUCCUAGAAGCACCUUGCACACAUUUUAAGCUGUUUUAAAAUUGUUACUUCCGGAUUAAUUCAGGAGCUGGAGAAGGUUUUUAUCUGCAUUUUUAGUCAUGAAUAAUGUAGCGCUUUCUACACAAUGAACAGAGAUUAAAACCUUUUGACUUGAAACUUCCUGAGCUCUACUGUGCUGGAAAUUUAAGCUGCCUUGCAAAAGCUGUUAAUGCGUGACUGGACCUUCUGUGUUCAAAAGCCAACCAAACUUGAGACUUGUGUCUUUCUAUCAUACUGUACACACGGGUAAUCCAUCUUGAAUUUACCUUUUGGGAGCUCUAUUUCCUCAGUGUUUAAUAGACUCUUUAUAUUAAAAUGUCUGUAGAAUUGACUCAAGAUAGUAAUUCA